Dibothriocephalus latus is the source of this 1386-nucleotide messenger RNA. The record is from the annotation of a GenBank genome assembly. NCBI's taxonomy places the organism in Eukaryota, Metazoa, Platyhelminthes, Cestoda, Diphyllobothriidea, Diphyllobothriidae.
AUGGAUGAGCGCGGUACACCCAUCAACAAGGCGCCAAGCAUUGCCAACAAGGACCUAGAUUUGUAUAAACUAUUUAAGAUCGUUAAUCGCUUGGGAGGUUUUCAUCGUGUUACCUCUCAACUAAAGUGGGGCGUGAUAUACUCCGAAAUGGAUCUUCCUCACAAUUUCACGGCUGGUCCUAGAAAUCUGCAGACAGCAUUUAAGAAGUAUCUUUUUCCGCUCGACGACCUCUCGCGUAAGCUGGGCACAAGUCUAGACCAGAUACCCCUGUCGGGCCCUAGAACGCAGCAUCUGAAGUCCCAGCGGCAACAACAGCAACAGCAACAACAAAGAACCACAGGUGCUAGUAGCAGCAGCCAGGGCCCAUCCAGGGGUUCAGCCAGUGGUGGUAGUCAGCAGACUGCUGCGUCAAAACCGAAGCAACAGCAACCUUCAGCCUCCACAUCAACUGUCCAGCCUGCAAACACGACGUCCGCGGAGCCGGGCGCAAAGGCCGCCGCCGCAGAUGGCAAGACAGUCUCGAGCACCAAAACAGAUGCAGUAAUCACUGCUGCUGCUGCUGCUACUACAUCCAAUGUGGCUUCAGCACCAACUAAAAAGGAGCCCGAUCAGGCGUCACGAAGACCCACGGAAACUGCGAGCCGCAAGGACACCCCAAAGAAGACCGACAGAGAUGAAAAGACGCCAAAAGAUGUUAAGUCGAAGGCUUCUGUUACACCCGCGCAGACACAACAACGGCUGGAGAGUGUAAAAGAAGUCCAAAGCUGCUGCAGCAGUCCAGCCCUUUCCUCAUUUGAUAAAACUGACGACAACAAUCUAUCCAACCUCGUUGAAAAUCUUUCAAAGUCAAGCAAGUUGAAGAAUGCGAGUGGAAGGAAUCGAAAUCGUUCAGAAAUCCAAUACCGCGUUCACUACAUGGGCUGGAACUGUCGUCACGAUGAGAUUGUGCCUAGACAACGCAUUAUUCGGGCGGCCUCCCUACCGGACUCUUCCAGAACUCCAACGGAGAUCGGCCAGUCUGGGACCGCUGGUGGCCGAGAGGUUUCAACCACACCUGAAGUCAGUGGCCGCGAUGAGGAGGGGGAGGAGGACGAGAACGUUGACUAUGAGGAUGUUUACAGCAGCGCCGGACGUAGACGCGACAGUAGCCACAUUGACGAUACGGCCUCUGACAACGUUACCACCACUGCACCAACUGUCAGGCGCGGGAUUUCGGCGAAUAGAAUUCCCGGUUCUCCAAUAGGUACAAAAAGAAGAAGGUCUCCGUCUGCCUAUUCGGACAUUGGGGUCACCUGUCACAAGACCCCAAAACUUGAGGAUCUUAAGGGUAGGCACACUUCGGAUGACCAUGUAAACCCAAUAACGCACAGGCUUACACAAAAUUAG